AUGAUGUCCUCCACGUACAUGCAAACAUUAAACGAGAUUCUUGUAGUCGAAGGGCGUUUUUCACUAUUUGCUAGAUCGUUCGCAAUUGAAAACCGCACAAUAACUGUUCUAAACAACAAACUCAUGGUAACAAACGCUGCAUCGAAUCGAGACCGUUAGAUCUUGAUACCCGAUAAUAUUACAAACAUCGGUAUCUUCAUUAGUUUUUGUCGUCCGAACGUCACAGAUAUUUCUUGACUCAAUUUUAGGGCGCGAAUUUUCAGACUAAACCAAAGGUUAAAAUGUCUCUUCUUGGUCAGUAAAAUAUAAACCCUAUUUCCAGCAUUAUGAAUGAUUAGAUUAAACAAAAUACUAUUAAAUAUUUGAAAAUUGUAUUCAAUUUGACACAAGUAUUUGAUGCACUGACCGAAUCGCGUGUAAUACCAGGUUACCCUUUGGUAUUAUUGAAAAGCGGAUUCGGUGUAAACUAUUUCCAAUUGAUAUGAUAUUUAAAGAAGAUUCAAAUGCUAUCAUGAAACGCUAGUUCUAACUAUUUUACCCUCAACCCUCACACUGAUGUGGGGCCAAUUGCUAAUUUCAUGUUUUAUAUGAUUGUGUGAGGUUUUUGUAUAUGAUAUCCGUAAUUUCCGAAAACUUUAAUACAGUCUAAUACUCGAUGAGUGUUAGCAAAGUGGUGUAAAUACAACACAUGCGGUUGUUUUGUCUCGAGCCAUGAUGUAGGUGGGAUGUAUGAGGAAAAUUGGUUACUCGGGAUUACCACACGCGGGUGUUAAGCGAUUUUGGAAUUCAAAUAUGCAAAGUUAAUGUAAUCAAUAUGCUGUGUAGAUUGUAAAACUUACAUUAAGAGUCUAUGUAUGCUAAUGUGUAUCUUGGCAAUGGAUUUUUCUCUUUGUAAGUGCAAUAAAAAUUUUGUGUCAUUAACUAGAUGACGAUUAAAUGAUUUACAUAAGGUAUUAUUACCGUUCACUUGUCUGAGAAAUGAAAACUUGGCGUUUCCGAUUAUUUAUUAAAUCGAAAGCGCCGAGGCGCAAAGUUUAGAGCCAUAUGAAAAGCAAUUAUCAUUUUCUGGCGACAGGCUUAUAUUGUCUUUAUCGCCGACUAGCGCGUUUUGAGGAUAAAAAUCGGGUCAAUCAAUGAGAAGAUCACAGUUGUUUGUUUGUUUCAUCAUUGCAUAAUACUCUCUAUUCGUCAAAUAAUAUCUACAAAAAUGUCGUCACCAAAAAAGACCAAAGUAACUAAACCUCGUCAUGUUUCGACUCAUCCUAGAUACAGAGAAAUGAUCAUCGCUGCAAUCAAAUCACAAGAAGAAAAGAAAGGAUCUUCACGAGUAUUUAUUCGCAAAUAUAUCGAAGAAAAUUUUGAUGUUAAGCAACAAGGUUUCACCACACAUUUGAAUAGAAAUCUCAAGAAGUUAAUUGAAUCAGAAUUUCUGUUCCAUCCAAAAACUUCACCUGGAUGUUACAAAAUCAAAAAAGCUGAACUAACUAAAGAAAAAAAAGAAGCCAAGGCAAAAGCAAAAGCUGCAAUCAAGAAGCAGCAGGCAAAAGAAAAACUCGAAAAAGAAAAAUCGAAACAAGCUCAAAAGAAACAAGUAACUAAGAAAAUUGCUAAAAAGAAAACUGAUGCUCCAAAAAAGGAAAGCGUAAAAAAGACAACAAAAUCAAUAAAAUCGAAAGAGACAAGCAAACCAAAAAAGUCUAACAAUGACUUUAGGAAAACAAUUACCAAGAAAAAAGUGGGAAUUUCAAAAAAGAUCCAGAAAAAGACAGCAAAAAAAUCGACCAAGUAGAAUGAUUAGCAUUUAAAAAAUCAGUUCAUUGUUUUAAUUCCGAAUGCAUUACCAUUGUUUUAUUUUUAUAUGAGACUAAUAAAAUUCAGCAAAUCCGCCAAACAUUAAAA
Molecule: messenger RNA, 1899 nt
Organism: Styela clava
Lineage: Eukaryota; Metazoa; Chordata; Ascidiacea; Stolidobranchia; Styelidae
Source: RefSeq, a predicted model, not a curated record